AGAAUUAGGUUUUGUUUCAGUUUUUACGCUCGUAUGCUCUCUUACUGUUCUAUCUUCCUUUUCUCCUAAAACCCCAAAACCAUCCUGACUUUGCCACACCCAAGACCACCGACAUUCCACCUUCCGGCAGCUUUUUCCGGCAACUCGGCACCGUCAUUCCUUUUUUCUCAAUCGUUUAGUUCUGGGUACCGAAUAUCUUAGGACCUGUCCCGAAGAAGAGGACAGGGAUUGAAACUGCCCUAAAUUGUAUCAUGGCAGAAUCAGAAAACAACCUCCAACCUUCUUCACCACCAAUGGAUGAAACCAAUAACAAGAAUAAAAAGACAAAGAAGAAGCACGAUAAAAAGAGACCCCGUGAUAUUGCUGAGGAGAAGCACGUAGAACAAGAAGAAGAGAAUGGGAACAAUAAUAUUAGUAAUGAAGAAUCCUCGAAAAAGAAGAAGAAAAAGAAGGAGGUUGAAAUAGAAAUUGAAGUGGAAGAGACAAAGGUGAAGAACAACAGUGGUUCUGGAAUUAUGAGCACUGAAUCAUUUGCUUCUCUCGAAUUAUCUCAACCUACUUUUAACUCCAUCAUGGAUAUGGGAUUUCAACACAUGACUCAGAUUCAAGCAAGAUCAAUUCCACCACUUCUGAGUGGAAAGGAUGUUCUUGGUGCUGCAAGGACUGGUUCUGGAAAAACUCUUGCAUUUUUAAUUCCUGCUGUGGAGCUUUUGUACAAGCAUAAAUUUAAUCCUCGUAGCGGAGCGGGUGUUAUUGUCAUAUGCCCUACUAGAGAGCUUGCUAUUCAGACUCAUGAUGUUGCCCAGAAGCUUCUAAAGUAUCAUUCACAAACUCUUGGAUUGGUUAUUGGAGGUUCAGCUAGAAGAACCGAAGCUGAACACAUUGCUAAAGGGAUAAAUAUAUUGGUAGCUACUCCUGGCCGUCUUCUGGAUCAUCUACAAAAUACAAAGAGAUUUAUAUAUAAUAACCUGAAGUGCCUCAUUAUUGACGAAGCAGACAGGAUAUUGGAAGCAAACUUUGAGGAUGAAUUGAGGCAGAUUAUCAAGAUCCUACCAAAGGACAGACAAACGGCUUUAUUUUCAGCUACACAGACAAAGAAGGUCGAAGAUCUUGCUCGCCUGUCAUUUCAGACGGCUCCUAUCUAUAUUGAUGUAGAUGAUGGGAGAAAGAAGGUCACAAAUGAAGGGUUGCUUCAGGGUUAUGUGGUUGUUCCCUGUGCCAAGCGAUUUAUGGUUCUCUAUUCCUUCUUGAAGAGACAUCGAUCAAAAAAAGUUAUGGUCUUUUUCUCUUCAUGCAACAGUGUCAAAUUCCAUGCAGACGUUCUUAAUCACAUUAAUUUAGACUGUUCAAGUAUUCAUGGAAAACAAAAGCAGCAAACCCGGACAACUACUUUCACUGACUUCUGCAAAGCAGAAAAGGGGGUCUUGCUCUGUACUGAUGUUGCUGCUCGUGGACUGGACAUACCUGAUGUGGACUGGAUUUUGCAGUAUGAUCCUCCUGAUGAACCAAAGGAAUAUAUCCACAGGGUUGGUAGAACAGCUCGUGGGGAAGGGGGAAAAGGCAAUGCUUUACUUUUCCUGAUUCCUGAAGAAUUGCUAUUUCUUCGCCUUCUGAAGGAAGCCAAGGUUCCUGUGAAAGAAUAUGCUUAUGAUGAAAAGAAGGUGGCAAAUGUACAGUCUCACAUGGAAAAUUUGAUUACCAAUGAGUAUUAUUUGAACAAAAUGGCUAAAGAAGCAUAUAGAUCAUACAUAUUAGCAUACAAUUCACAUUCCAUGAAGGAUAUAUUCUGUGUUCAACGCCUUGAUAUGCAGGCUGUUGCUGCUUCAUUCUGUUUAACAAACCCUCCAAAUGUGACUGUAAACAUAAACAGCAGUAAGCAAAGGAAUAAAUCGCGUAAAGUUGAAAAUAGAAAUGGAUUCAGCCACAACAAUCCUUAUGGAAAGGGACUUGGUAAUGACAAGCGGCAGUUUGUGAGGUAUUAACGGCAAGCAUACGGCUUUAUGCAGAUCCAAAAAGUUUUGGUAGUAUCCCUAAUUUUGUACAAUUAGAUUUUAUUAGUCAAAUUAGUCAACAUAAGUUUAUUCAAGCAAUCAGAAUUUCCUACAACUGGAAAUAUGUCUCAAUAUUCCUACCUUGUACCUGAUUUAUAACACCCCAUGAUAUGUUUCCGGCUUGUAAUUGUUUUAUUGUUGUAAGUUGUAUCAUUACCUUUCAAAAUAGCCUCUGAAAAGCAAUGAGAAUUGAAUACUAUGCGUUCAACGGAGCAAUUUUUUGUUUAUUACCUUAACUAGAUAUAAACUUCUGUAUUGAGCA
Messenger RNA from Cicer arietinum (chickpea), 2313 nucleotides. The record is from RefSeq and is a predicted model, not a curated record. NCBI's taxonomy places the organism in Eukaryota, Viridiplantae, Streptophyta, Magnoliopsida, Fabales, Fabaceae.